Messenger RNA from Serpula lacrymans var. lacrymans S7.9, 1476 nucleotides. RefSeq lists its product as uncharacterized. The transcript is spliced from 15 exons. The record is from RefSeq and is a predicted model, not a curated record. Bases 1 to 1476 code for a protein of 491 amino acids. Gene Ontology annotation, molecular function: cysteine synthase activity. Gene Ontology annotation, cellular component: cytoplasm. NCBI's taxonomy places the organism in Eukaryota, Fungi, Basidiomycota, Agaricomycetes, Boletales, Serpulaceae.
AUGUACUCACACCUCGUACCCAAUGUUCACGUACCUCCUUGGCUAAGACUUUCUAAGAGCGUAGUCCGACACUUUGUAUUUGGCUUAUUCAUAGGGGUCUCUCUGUCCGUCACCACUUCCUCAUUAAACCUUUAUUAUCAAUACCGAAAGCGACAACGUUUCGAGCACGAGUACCAUGCUGAACCUCGGCCAAUUGAGCUUAGAAGAGACGAAAUACUUGACGGUGUCACUGGCUUGAUAGGCGCUCAAAGCAUGCAUAUAGGAAAUACGCCCCUAGUAAGAAUCAAUUCAUUGAGUGACGCCUUGGGCGUUGAGAUUCUCGGGAAAGCAGAGUUCUUGAACCCUGGUGGAAGCGUGAAAGAUCGCGUUGCAUUGCGAAUGAUCGAAGAUGCUGAAAACCAAGGUCUACUCUAUCCAAACACUGGUUCGCGAAUAUUCGAGGGUACCGUAGGUUCAACGGGUAUUUCAAUAGCAACCAUAGCAAAGGCAAGAGGUUACGACACAACCAUUAUCAUGCCCGAUGAUGUUGCAGAAGAAAAGGUGAAAGCGCUUCAAGCUCUCGGUGCAGACGUGCAGCGCGUCCGUCCAGCAAGCAUCGUUGACAAAAAACAGAACAUGGCCCGUCAAGCAGCUGUCAAUUUCGGUCGUACCGAUCUCGUCGAGAGCAUCGACGAAGCACAUAGCACCCACUUACUCGCGACGUCCUCUCCAUCCGUAGUCGUCACAACCACCUCAAAGCACGUACAAGUGGUAGAUGGUGCCACUCAGGCCGACGACCUGCGGGACGAAGACCUGGUGACGAAACCUAGAGGCUUUUUUGCAGACCAGUUCGAGAACAGAAGCAACUAUGAUGCACACCACGAUGGUACAGGCCCUGAAAUAUGGCGUCAAAUUAACGGUCGCAUCGACGCGUUUGUUUCAGGUGCAGGCACUGGGGGAACUAUCGCAGGCAUUGGAUGCUUUCUUAAAUCGAAGAAGGAGGACAUCAAGGUAGUGUUGGCUGAUCCUGAGGGCAGUGGUGUAUAUAACAAGGUCAAGUUUGGGGUGAUGUACGAUCGCAAAGAAGCGGAAGGAACGAAGAGGCGACAUCAGGUCGAUACAGUAGUCGAGGGAAUAGGGCACAAGGCUCACCGAGGUGGUUAUAGUGGUAUCAACAGGCUGACGCAAAACCUCGAGCUUGGGCUGCCUAUCAUAGAUGAUGCAUUUCGUAUUACUGACGCAGAAGCAGUAGCCAUGUCUCGCUAUCUCGUGCAUCAUGACGGCCUGUUCCUUGGAUCAAGCAGCGCUUGCAAUCUGGUAGCGUGUGUAAAGCUGGUUCGCGAAUUGGGCUGGAAGGAUAAGCAGACUGUUGUCACCAUCCUAUGUGAUUCUGGAAGCAGGCAUUAUUCCAAGUUUUGGAACGACGACUAUUUGCACCGCGCAAACAUCCCCAUUGAUGUGAACAUCAUCGAAAACCUUCUGACAGAAUCAGUCUAA